AGAUAUUCCAAUCAUAAUAUUAUGAUACCGUACUCAUAAUUUUUUUUGAUCCGCAAGUACACUAUUAGCAUGUUAAUUUCUCAAUCAGAGGGAAAUCAGACAACUAAUUUCUAAAAAAAAAUAUUUGCUGUGGAGACGUUUACUUAUCCUGGCGUCUAUUAAAACUUGCCAGUUUUAUUCAAGUUUCAUUCUACUGAUCUUUGAUGUUGAUUUCUCUACUACAAGAUGGACUGAGUUACUUUGAUUAAUUUUGAACUGCAAUGCUGAUUGAAGAAGAUAUUUUUUGAUAUUAUGGAGUUCAUAACAGGAGCUUUGGCAGCUAUUGGAGCUGGAAUCAUCACUAACCCUCUGGAUGUUGUAAAAGUCAGAUUUCAAUUACAAGGCGAAUUGAAAGAAAAAGGUACUCACAGAGUUUAUUACAAACAUUUCUUGCAUGCAUUCUACGUGAUUGGAAGGACAGAGGGCAUUACUGCUUUGCAGAAGGGACUAGGCCCAGCACUAGUGUUUCAAGUAUUACUGAAUGGUACAAGGCUGGGUGUUUACGAGGUGGCUGAAAAAAGGAAACUGAAUCUCAAACCGGAUGGAAGUAUGUCAUUAUUGAAUCUAUUAGGCAUCGGAUCAGUCGCAGGGGUUCUGGGCGCAUGUGCAGGAAGUCCUUUGUAUUUGGUGAAAAUACAUUUACAAUCUCAUGCAGCAGCUAGCAUUGCAGUGGGUUACCAGCACCCGCAUCAGGGAACUCUGGAAGCACUAGCCACCAUACGUCGGCAGUACGGGGUUGCGGGUCUGUGGCGGGGUGUGAGUGGAGCCUGCGUUCGCCUGGUCGUUGCAUCAUGCUCACAACUGUCUGGUUUCUAUUUGACAAGAGAACUGCUAGAAGAUUACAAGGUACUGAGUGCCGAGAAAAGCUUGAUGAAUACGAUUGUAGCCAGUGCAGCCGGUGGUACUUUGACAGCAUUCACAAUGAAUCCAUUCGAUGUGAUAGCUACACGAUUGUACAAUCAAGGGGUGGACAAGAAUGGGAAAGGCCUCCUUUACAAGAACUACUUUGACUGCGUUAGGAAAGUUUUCAAGAUUGAAGGAAUUACUGGGCUCUACAAAGGUGUAAUACCUCAGUUGGCUAGAUGUGGGCCUCAUACUGUUCUGUGCCUUGUUUUCUGGGAUAUUCUCAAGAAUAAUCUAAGUUCGAUUUACCCUGAUUAAUAAAAAAUUUCCCUUAUUCAAA
This is a messenger RNA of Nilaparvata lugens (brown planthopper), 1222 nucleotides long. RefSeq names its product solute carrier family 25 member 35. Lineage: Eukaryota; Metazoa; Arthropoda; Insecta; Hemiptera; Delphacidae. The transcript has 5 exons. Bases 292 to 1200 code for a protein of 302 amino acids. The record is from RefSeq and is a predicted model, not a curated record.